Molecule: messenger RNA, 2093 nt
Organism: Cladocopium goreaui
Lineage: Eukaryota; Dinophyceae; Suessiales; Symbiodiniaceae
Source: the annotation of a GenBank genome assembly
AGCAUGGGCAGGCUGGGACCACAUGGCUUCGACCAGUGGCACAGGCCAAAAGCACUGAGCUUUCGUGGAGCACGCAGAUUCUCUCGAUGCUCCAGGGCGAAGGACCUUACAGCGUUGGAGACAGCCAAGGAAGUGGCUGAACAGACUCAGCAGUUCGCCCUGGCGGAAGCCAUCGAUCGAGAGCUUGUGGCCAAAUGGCUUGAAGGACAGACCAAUGACUUGGACGACUAUGAGACCUUCUUCCGUGCAACCGAAUCAUCUGGAGAUCUUGGCUCACGGCACCCGAUGCUGGAGGACUGGUUGGCUCCGCUUGAGUCAUACGUGCACAAUGAACACCGUGUCCGUGAACUCCAUGCUCAAGCUGAACGAGAGGGCGUGAAGAUCUAUGAUCUGAAAUACGACCGGGCAGCCGAGGCUGCUUCCAGCCUCCAUCACCGUGGUUUUGUGGCACUGGCGGCCCUGAGCCCCGCGCUGCUGCGCCGCCAGCGCCGCCUCUCUGCGGCCUUGCUGCGCCGUGCGGCGCGGGCGCAGCCGGGGGGAAACCGUGGUGCGAGGCGCUAUAGCUUGGGCCGUAGCACCAUGGUCCCAGGAACCUUGGAGCUGGCUCAGAACCCUCAGGUCUUGGAAGUGCUCAAGGCCUUUUGGGGAAGCGGUUGCACGGUGCAGUGCACCGGUGGCGAUGCUUCGUUUCCCGGCGCUCAACAGCAAGAUCUCCAUGCCGAUGUCCCGGUCAAAGAGGUGGCGGACCAGCUAUACAGUUACUUUGACCCUGAAAAUCCUGAGAGGAAAUUUAUGGAGCUGCCGGCCCCAGUGGUGAAAGUCUACUUCGCCAUGGUGGACAUGGAUCAGGAAGUGGGACCUCCUCGUUUCCUCCCAGGCACCCAUGAACUGACAGCCAAGCAGGACGUGCCUCCAUUUGACCCUCCAGGCUGCGUUCCUUUGAUUUGUCCUGCUGGUACUGCGAUCAUCAUGGACAUGCGGGUUUGGCACGGUGGCACAGCGAACAAGUCCAGUGCUGCCCGUCCCAUGCUUUCAGUCCAUUAUGCCGGACCAGAUUACUCUGAAGAUGUUCUCAAAGAUGGCGGCAGCAUUCCCUUUUUUGGGACAUGCUAUUGGUCCUACCAUCGUGGAUCUUUGGACCAGAGAGGUCUGGAAAGUCUUCCAGCCACUGGCCGAGAAUUGUGCAAACACUUGGUGGCUGACGAGACUGUGACCUGCGUGAACUGCAACACACCAAACUUGCGCCCCGGAAGAAGUGCCUUGCGAAGCAUCGGUGCCCCAGGGGGACCCUGGUUGUGUUUGAACUGCUGGGCAGCACAAAAAGCAAGCAUCAUGAGAUGAUUUCUGUUCGGGAACCCGUUGGAUCAAGUACUUCAGCAAGAUCUUAAACGCAACUUGACCUGGAAAGCGAGUUGCAGCACCCUCGACAUCAGAGGUACAGCAACUCACAGGUCAAACAUGGUCAAACAAUGCGAGGAACCAUCAGCUGCUCAGGCUGGGUUGCGGGAGAUGGAGACUAGUUAUUAGAUUUAUUAGGGAGCCGUUUUGCUGGUGGUUUGCUGGCAGAUAGAGCUUGAUCUCAAGGGGUUGCCAGCCAGAGAUGCUACCAGUGCCGGCUUCUGCGGUGCAAGCAAGUCGCUUUGAGCUGCCAGAGAAUGUCCAGCAUUUGGAGACAAAGAUGAACUGGGGCGAUUGUGAGUUUGAGCAGAUGAUGCAAGCUCGAGUCGCGUCACUAAUGAAGCAACGUCUUGCGGGACCCUUCCUCUCGCCAAAAGCGUCGCUUGUUUGGUGAGAGUUGUGCUCCAGCCUGAAGCCCUGCAACCAGCAUCAGCUGCUCUGCAGACGCUGCAAGAGAUUCCGCGUCUCUGCUGGAUUUGACGUGCCAAAGUUGGUUUCUGUCAGACAUUGGCGCGAACUGUGCUUGAUGAUUUCCAGUACCUAGUAACCUACAUGUCCAUAUUCUUGUUGCCUCAAAAAGUUGUGUCUGGGAGCGUUUGACCUGACUCUGCAGAGUGAUAACGACCCAGUUGGUCAACCUGUGUACAUGAGCAAAGCGAUUCUGCGUUUGAAGCAGAGUAAGCCUGCAAAAGAAC